Purpureocillium lilacinum is the source of this 822-nucleotide messenger RNA. Its product is annotated as tRNA methyltransferase, has a role in tRNA modification. Gene Ontology annotation, biological process: tRNA methylation; tRNA wobble uridine modification. Gene Ontology annotation, molecular function: tRNA (5-carboxymethyluridine(34)-5-O)-methyltransferase activity; S-adenosylmethionine-dependent methyltransferase activity; tRNA binding. Gene Ontology annotation, cellular component: nucleus; cytoplasm. The record is from RefSeq and is a predicted model, not a curated record. Lineage: Eukaryota; Fungi; Ascomycota; Sordariomycetes; Hypocreales; Ophiocordycipitaceae.
AUGAGCCAGCCAGACUUGGGCUCCUCCGGGGGCGGGCCGACGGCGACACAUCCUGACACACAGCCUCGGCCUCCGGUAUUGAUGCCGUCUGAGGUCCCUGAAAGCCGGCAUACGUCACAAGAGGAGCAGCAUCAGGAGCAGCAGCAGCAACAGCCGAAUCACCCUCCCGAGGCAGCAGAGGCAUACGAGGACACACACGUGCACAGCGUGUACGAGGCCAUCGCGCCGCACUUCUCGGCCACGCGCCACAAGCCCUGGCCCCUCGUCGAGCGCUUCCUCCUCUCCCAGCCGCCCGGCAGCGUCGGCCUCGACGUCGGCUGCGGCAACGGCAAGUACCUGCCCGUCAACCCCUCAGUCUUCAUCCUGGGCUCCGACCGCAGCGCCUCCCUCGUGCGCCUGGCCGCCACCCAGCGCUCCGGCGAGGUGGCCGUCGCCGACGGCCUCGCCCUGCCCUACCGCCCCGCCGCCGUGGACUUCGUCAUCAGCAUCGCUGUCGUGCACCACCUGUCCACGCGACGCCGCCGCCAGGAGGCCAUCGCCGCGCUGCUCGCCUGCCUCCGCCCCGGGCCCGGCGCCCGCGCGCUCGUCUACGCCUGGGCCCUGGAGCAGAGCAGCAGCCGCCGCGGCUGGGACGAGUCAUCACAGCAGGACACCUUGGUGCCUUGGGUCAUGCGCAGGAAGGGCGAGCCCGACGCCACCUUCCAGCGCUACUAUCACCUAUACCGCGAAGGCGAGCUGGAUGAGGACGUGCGCGCCGCCGGCGGGACGUGCUGCGAGAGCGGCUACGAAAAGGACAACUGGUGGGUGAUUUGUAGUAGAUAG